Pteropus alecto (black flying fox) is the source of this 980-nucleotide messenger RNA. It is a transcript of the gene LY96, whose product is annotated as lymphocyte antigen 96. The coding region runs from base 498 to 980 and encodes 160 amino acids. The record is from RefSeq and is a predicted model, not a curated record. Gene Ontology annotation, biological process: detection of lipopolysaccharide; positive regulation of lipopolysaccharide-mediated signaling pathway; toll-like receptor 4 signaling pathway. The transcript has 5 exons. Lineage: Eukaryota; Metazoa; Chordata; Mammalia; Chiroptera; Pteropodidae. Gene Ontology annotation, molecular function: Toll-like receptor 4 binding; lipopolysaccharide immune receptor activity; lipopolysaccharide binding. Gene Ontology annotation, cellular component: lipopolysaccharide receptor complex.
UCCCGGGCCUGGGGUCUCGUCCAGGACGGCUCUGCCCCAUGCCUGACCCUGCUGCUGAGCAGAAAGGGUUUGCAUAAGACUCUUCAGUUCCGAUCUAUAGGUCCAGCUGUCUGGGGCACGAGAAAUUGUCAUUUAAAGAGCCCGUGAGAGAGAGGAGCAGUGCCUGCUGGGAUUCUAAAGGAGACCUAUAGGUGGCUUUGUUACUGUUGACUGGGAAAUACCUUGCUCUGUUCUUAAAGCUCUGUGCUCUCAUUCACACCGAGUGUUGGAAAAGAGUGCACUCUAAAUCAUCUUCUUCUCUCCUAGCAGGAAGUGCUCAAAUAUUACACACACAUGCACACACACACACACGCAUACACAAAAGAGGAAAUAGUUGGAUCGGAACUUAGAAAUCACAUGACUGAUGACUAAGUUCAAUUUUUCCUACUUACUGAAAAGAAAGAGUCCGGUGAUUAGUUAUUGAUAUCUCCUUUUUAGAGUUUUGGCACUAUUAAAUCAUGUUCCCAUUUAUGCUCUUUUCCACCCUGUUUUCUCCCAUAUUUACUGAACCGGCAGAGCAACACUGGAUCUGCAACUCCUCUGAUACUGACAUCUGGUAUACAUACUGUGAUAACAUGAAAUUCCCUAUUUCGUUAAAUCUUAACCCCUGUAUAGAAUUGAAGGGAAGCCGUGGAUAUUUACAUAUUUUCUACAUUCCAAGGAGAGACAUUAAAAAAUUAUAUUUCAAUCUGUAUUUAUCUUUCAACUCCAUGAAUUUUCCAGUGCGCAAAGAGGUUAUUUGCCACGGGUCUGAUGAUGAGUACUCGUUCUGCAGAGCCCUGAAGGGAGAGACGGUGAAUACAACAAUAUCAUUCUCCUUCAAGGGAAUACGCUUCUCUAAGGGACAGUACAGAUGUAUUGUAGAAGCCAUCACCGGGUACACUGAAGAAAAGCUCUUUUGUUUGAAUUUUACCAUCAUAUACCACCCUGAUUUCAAUUAA